Molecule: messenger RNA, 1330 nt
Organism: Fundulus heteroclitus (mummichog)
Lineage: Eukaryota; Metazoa; Chordata; Actinopteri; Cyprinodontiformes; Fundulidae
Gene: dkk3b
Product: dickkopf WNT signaling pathway inhibitor 3b
Exons: 9
Coding region: 1-1176 (391 amino acids)
Biological process (GO): multicellular organism development; negative regulation of canonical Wnt signaling pathway
Cellular component (GO): extracellular region
Molecular function (GO): co-receptor binding; receptor antagonist activity
Source: RefSeq, a predicted model, not a curated record
AUGACUGCAGACCUGGCAACCACCGAAGCCGACAGGCCAGGCAAACACGGCAUCAAUCAGACACUGUACAACAUUAACACUGAACCUCAGACUGAAAACACCAUCUGCACGGCCAAGCCUGCUUCCAUUGAAACAAAGCGACACCGACCCGCAGAGCUGCGCCACACCUGCGCCGGGAAGCGCAAACUCACCUCCAGGAGCGGUGAACACAGCCUCGGCCUCAGCAGGGGUUCCUUCCGGCGACCUGUUCCCCUCCCGACUGCCGCACAGCUUCUGCACCGACACCCGGAGCCCAACUCCGGAUCCAGCUGCGCGUCGUCGCGCUGCGUCAUUCGGCUCCGCUGUUCAGACGCUCAGCUGUGUUUGUGCAGUCAGUGGAAGGAAGCGGACACGUCCGGUACCAUGCUGCUGUCGGGGUUCUGGGGUCUGUGCUUGCUGUGGACGGCCGGCGCCAUGGAGCGAGGUCCGGUUAGUCUCAACGAGAUGUUCCGGGAGGUGGAGGAGCUGAUGGAGGACACUCAGCACAUGCUGGACGAGGCGGUCCACAAGAUGACUAAUGAAAGUGCAAAAUUCUCCUCGUCCUCUGUGGAUCUGCCUCCCAACUACCACAACGAGACCAGGAAGACUGUGAAGGGCAACAAAGGGGAGACUCAUGUCCUGGAUCGAACAGACAAGGAAACGGACAACAGAACAGGGGAGACGCACGUUUCACACGUGCACGUUGAGGUCUCUGGUCAGUGGAACAGUGUGAAUCACGAGUGCAUGGUGGAUGAGGACUGUGGGAACUUAAGAUAUUGCCUGUAUGAGAUUGAGAACUCAAAGUGCCUUCCCUGCAUAGCAACAGAUAUGCCGUGCACAAAGGAUGAGGAAUGCUGCUCAGAUCAGAUGUGUGUCUGGGGUCAGUGUACAGUGAACGCCACCGGCGGAACGGCGGGGACGAUCUGUCAGGGUCAGAGCGACUGCAGGCCGGGUCUCUGCUGUGCCUUUCAGCGAGAGUUUUUGUUUCCGGUUUGCAGUCCCAAACCUGCUAAGGGAGAGUCCUGCUUGAACCACCCUAACCUUCUGAUUGACAUGCUGGAGUGGGACCAGGAGGGCCCCAGAGACCACUGCCCUUGUGCGGGCAACCUACGUUGUCAACCUCACGGUCGUGGAUCUGUGUGUGGAGAGAAGGUCUGAAGGAGUGGCGGUUUCCAAAGGGCAGAUCAUCAGUUUAUUAAUACAGUGUCCAAUCUGGACAGCACCUGCACUCUUUAUACUAUUUAUGCUUAACUAUCAAGUCUAUAUUGUAAAACGAAGAGGAAAUAAAGGAUGUUUUGACAGCGUUCUCUUA